GUUGGCUCGUUGUUGAACACUCGACGAUUCCUGGGACCCUGCUGCACCGGACGACGCCGUCAAACACAACGAAAUGGGUGGCCACGGAGAUAAAUACCCCCCUGUCCUGAUCGAUCCCGCCAUUGAAAAAUGGUAUCAUAUGAAGGAAAGCACCCAUGCGUACUUCAAGUUUGACCGACGCACCAUCAAAAUCACGCUUGCUCUGACCGUUCUUUUCCCUGCCGUCCUCUAUGUCGGCUCCGUCUGGAACAUGGGAAACUUCAAGCCCCGCGGAGUCCGACGAGGAGAGUCGUUCUGGAGCAAGCCUGUAUCGGAAUAAGGCGGUUGAAGUCGCAACUUGACCGCCAUCCGUCCUGCAUUACAUCAGGCAAUCCUCGAGAAAGUAAACAGAUAGAGCGUCUGACUUGCCAUCCUGUGCUCUUGAGUAAUAAACCACUGCUCUCUCCAUCA
This is a messenger RNA of Polychytrium aggregatum, 450 nucleotides long. RefSeq lists its product as uncharacterized. Bases 74 to 319 code for a protein of 81 amino acids. Lineage: Eukaryota; Fungi; Chytridiomycota; Chytridiomycetes; Polychytriales. The record is from RefSeq and is a predicted model, not a curated record. The transcript is spliced from 3 exons.